Acanthaster planci (crown-of-thorns starfish) is the source of this 10446-nucleotide messenger RNA. It is a transcript of the gene ehbp1, whose product is annotated as EH domain binding protein 1. The record is from RefSeq and is a predicted model, not a curated record. Gene Ontology annotation, molecular function: protein binding. Lineage: Eukaryota; Metazoa; Echinodermata; Asteroidea; Valvatida; Acanthasteridae.
GUCGUGCUUGGUUGGGUCAAAGUGCAAUUACAAGGCUGAAGAAUCGGCGCGUAACAGAACCCGCUCCAGCAGCUUUUUCGGGUAAGAAAGUCCGAUGUUAACGGGCCAUAGCACAAUCUGUUUAAUAUCCGUCAUCGCUUGAUUUUCAAAGUAUAUGCAGUUCACUGCUUGAUUUGUUCCAGGCUGACUGAAUGUUGGAAGUUGGCACCCACUCUUGAAGAAGUAAACUGAACCAAUCUGAUGUUGAUGCUAGUGCAUGCAGUUCAGCAUGCGUUUAUUCAUUGCUCAUUUAGCAUUUGGUUGGGAUAGGCUACAAGAGUUUCUCGAUUUAUUUCCAGUGGUGUGCCUCUGUGAUGGAGACCUGUAGGGAUAAGGCAGUGAAGACAUACAUGUAUUAGAGGUGGGAGGAAGAUCCUAGCCAUAUAUUCCAGGCAAAAUCCCUUGGAAUCUGGGAGAAACUGAAAAACCAAUCCACCUGCCCACCUAGAUAGGGGUGGCAAAUGGCAAAGAAGGUACCAAUGUGUCAACCUGACUCCUUGGGUUUUGUGACUCAUGGAAGAUUAAACCCAAGCAACUGCAACAACACCUUAAACGAUCGUCCUCAUUCAGGACUGUUAAAUGUAACCCAACUGUGCCGGGUUUUGUGGCAUCAAAAUCAAAGUAAAGUCAACAUGUGCAUGAACAUGAAGGAAAUGAUUGAUCUACAAAAUUGUUAGUACUCUCAGGCCUGUAAUUGCACAUUGGCUACAGAGAUCAAGGUCUCUGGAGACCACGGGUAGCCUUGGUGCCUACUUGAAGCGAAAGAUCCAUGACCUUGCCCCUUCAGAACGGAAAUUCCAGGUCACAGUGCAGUCUGGUUACUCAGGCCUGACUCAACCCCUUGACUGUGGCCUCUUGACACCUGGCCUGCCUGCAGGGGAUGUUUUCUGGAGGGGAGAUGGGAAGGGUUGGCUACUAUCUCCCCUUCAUCUUUGUCGGCAAAAGAGUCUUUCUUUUCAGCAGAUUUAUGGAACUGAUGGCAGAAGAAAAUGUCUUGCUAACAGUGUAUACUGCCCAUUGUCGGGUACAGUUCAGUACCACCUGUUUUAACAGGGCUCCCCGGUGUUAGAUGGUACCACUGUUGUCUACCGGUUGUUACUUUAUAUGUCAAGGGACCAGCUUACAAGGGAGUUAACAUACAUGUAGGACGGAGUUUGUUAGCCGCCGCCAAUAAAAUGAGUGAAGGAGGCUCACUUGGACUUGACUAUGGUUAUGGUUGAGAUCAGUCUCUUGUCACAGCUUAGAAGUGUAUUUAUGGCUUAGAGGUGCACUCUUCUCGCACUGUAAUGCACUUCCUCUAGUACACGUAGGCACAUGGCCUCAUGUAACAUCAACAGACCGCUCCACUCAUCAAAGACAAGCUGGGCAAUUUUCACUUAGUGGGACUUUGAAAGCUGGAGAAAUUCUGGGUUGCUUGUAGGCAAUAUUUGAAAAAUGUUGAAAGGCACCUUAAUUGAGCCCAUGACGUAAUUAAAGUGUAAAAAAUGCUUACUCACUGCUAAAAGGGCAAAGAGUCGAAGCAUUAUUGACUAUGGCAUUAUUGCUUUGAAAGUAAAUUUUGACCACGGAAGUGUCAUGCUGCCCUCUAGAGGCAGACUUAAUAUUGAUACCACUAGGUCUUUGAAGAAUGAUCUUUCGUUUGUUACUGAAAGUUAAUUUGCAUGUGGAAUUUAGCAUCAAUGUGUGCAGAAAUUUCAGCCUUGGUUGGCCUUUUUGAUCAAAUUGGCAUGUACAGUAGUGUCACAGUGCUUCUGGCAUGUCUGGCAGCGGCAUCCUCUUGUUGGUAUGUUGGUAAUCAUACACCGCAAAAAGUUUUUUGUUGGAGGCCUAUAGCUUGCCAAGUUCUUGUGUUUGGCAGGAAGUGCAACUGUGAUAUUCCGGUAACAAAAGAAAGGCCUACAUGUACAUGGACAAACAGAAAAUGUGUCAUGGAUCCAGGAGCAUAUGCGAAACUUUUAUUUUGUCCCCAGCAGUGGCUUUUUAAUCACUGGCUUCAUGAUUUGUAGGCUCCUGGCUUUGGCAGCUCUGACCAGAUGUUGGUCCACAAGCAGUAUGCAUUCCUACAUUGUGAAGAGAGAGUUUGGAGUCAUUGCACAGGGUUUAAAGAUAAAAGACUCACAUAAACUUCAGGUACAAAAGGUUCCCAUGCCAGAGGCAACACUGUACUGAUUCUGUGUGUAAGAAAUGGCCAAGGCAUCAACUGUAGAAGUGUGAGAGCGCCCUCAUUUGUCAGGCUUUGUCCAGUUUACUACAUGCAUUUGGAUAUCAAUGGAUACAUACAUGUACAUGUAUCUUUGAAGAUACCAGUACACCUUAAGCAUAGUUCCUUGUUGGUGCAUAUCCUUUGUAACUAAUUUUGUUGUAGGGAAGUGGUUUGCAUUAAAUUUUCCUUUGCCACAACCCUUUUCUCGAACGGACCAGUGUCACGUUUCCUCAUAAUGAAAUUCACAACUAACAUAGCAGUUGAACAGUUUUUGUGCAGAUGGUAAACUCCUUGAUACGUGUAUUUAGCACCAAGCGUGUAGAAGGAAUAGAAGAAAGGAUGGAGGUUUUUUACUGUUAAUAAUGUUAUGACCAGGGCUUCUUGUAAUUCCGUAAUCCAAGGUUGAGCCCAGCAAAUCCCCUGUUGUUCAUUUGAACUCUGCAAUUAGAGCAUGUUUCAUUCUCCUGAACUUUAUGGCCCCAGCUUUACCAUUUAACAGUGUUAACUCCAAAGAGAUUCAAUGAAGGGGUCUGCCAAUUAUGUACUGAGGGCAAGCCGUCUGAACAGUACUUGUGCAUGUACGCAAGCCACAAGCAAAAACCAUAGGCUUGGCUCCAGCAAGGCAGUGAUCGCAUUCAUAACCCACAAGGAAAUGCUUCACACACAAAAAGACCCAAUUUUCUCUGGUGUAACCUCCCCCCCUUCAGCCCUCCUGGAAAUUAAUUUGCAGUACACUGUGUAGCGGCUAUUGUGAUGUCAGUUUCCAUUCAUCUGCCCUGGUGCAUGUAGUUACCCAGGACAAAAGCCUCAUUUGUUAUUUUAGAUUAAGGGGCUCUUAAAAGUGCCUCCAUGGCAGAGUGCUUGACCAUACAGCUGUACAUACCACAGUUAGAGGAUGUCAGCAUUUGUGAGAGUGUUACUUCUGUGGACUGUCUUCUUGAGAGAGAAGUCCAUGUUAUCUGUUUCUAGCCCCUCCCCCCACAAGGCCAGUUAAUUUCCACACACUUCUUGAAGUUGAAAUGCCACAACAGAAAUUGGAAAUAGACUGCUCUUAAUGGCAGCCCGACAAACUCUGCAUACACUGGACAAGACGGGGGAGAAAAAAGUCCACAGAGCUACACCAGUGGGUUCCUGGAAUCAAAGAUCCCUAUCGAGGCACCAUAGUAUGGACAGUACCUGAGAAUGUAGAAAUGACAUGCACACUAUUCAAGGAGAACAGACCUGAUGCACCCUUCGAAGACAAGGAAUGGACAUUUAUUGUAGAAGACGAAGCCAAGAAGGGCAAGCACCGUGCCCUCUGCCAGAUCACCAUCAACAUGAAGGACUUUGCCAGUUUGGUGCCCACCCAGGAGCAGCGGAAGUUCACCCUGCGGCCCAUCAGCAAGAAAUGCAUCUCGGCCACCAUGACACUCACCAUCUCCUGCAUGCUGCUCAGGGAGGGCUCGGCCACUGAUGAUGACAUGCAGAGUCUGGCCUCCAUCCUGUCCUACCAGCAGCCCGACAUCGCUGACCUGGACGAUUUCGAUGAUGAAGAUGAAGAGUUUGACCGGGAACUUACCUCGGCCAAGAUCUCAGAGCUGGCCAGCCACUACAAGCUGGAGCUCCUGAAUGAGGACGAGGAAGACCCUUUCUGCCUGUCAGAAGAGGCAUUCGCAGAGGUCGAUGAUGACCCUUUCAAGAAGUGCGGGAGUAGCAAGCGACACAGUCAGAGCGACGAUGUGUCCUUCUCCAGUGAUCCGGCCAACCCCUUUGACGAGGCAGAUCCAGACCCAGACCUCAGCUUCACCACCACCAGUCAGUCGUUUCAAUCCGGCCAGUCGUCCCGCCAGAGCUUCAGUGCUAAGGAGCCCCUGAGUGCCCGGGGUAGUGUCAUUCCCCAGAUCACGCCGGAGGAGAACAACACGUUUGAUGAGGCGCAGGGGGAACCGGGAGACUCGGAUGAGAAUUCCCCGACGGAAGGAAGCCGUUACCGGAAGCGGAAAGCCCCAGCGCCCCCUUCCUCCACCCAGCCCAAUCCCCUUGCCCAGCUGUUCCAAAGCCAAGCUCUCCAGAACAACAACACCACGGCGACGGAUGCUGAAACGCCCCGCACCAAUGUCAUGGAGUUCAAGAAAGUUGGGCCGCCGGUGAAAGCCGAGGUACCGGUGAGGGAAGAACAGGAGGCCAGUAGGCCAGCACCUGUUGUAAAGACGGUGAACCCCAACGUGCUAAGUCCAAAGAAGACUAACAAGAACACGCCCAGCCAGGAGCUCUUGGAGUGGUGCAGAGAGAACACGAAAGGCUAUCGGGGAGUCAGGGUGACCAACCUGACCACAUCGUGGCGGAAUGGCCUAGCAUUUUGUGCCCUCAUCCAUAAAUUCCGACCAGAGCUCAUUGAUUUUUCGUCUUUGUCCCCUCAUGACAUCAAGGAAAACAACUCUAAGGCUUUCGAGGCUGCUGCCUCCAUGGGCAUCCCCAAGCUACUGGACCCCAAGGACAUGGUCCUACUGGCUGUGCCGGACAAGCUGGCCGUCAUGACCUACCUCUUCCAGAUCCGGGCCCACUUCACGGGCCAGCAGAUGGAGCUGCAGCGCAUCGGCGACACGGCCAAGAAGAGCACCUACGUGGUGGGCAAGUCCAGUACGGACGCCGCGCUGAGCGAGGACGUGUUCCAGCAGGAAGCCCUGAGCGUCCGGGACAAGCCCAACAAGGUCCCUCGGGUGGAAGAGGUGGACGGCCACACACCGGUGACAGUGAACGGCACGGGUGGUUCCACUCCCACCAGUGGGACGGGCAGCAGCUCCACCCCUGUUAACCAGAGCCCCACCAAGUUGAACAGACGCCGGUCCUCCUCAGGUAGUCGGCACUCGUCAGAAGGGGAGGACCUGGGCAAUGAUAAACCGAAGCUCCCCGAGACUAACGGGACAAUGCAGAGUUCCAAGGAAACGGACUCGGUGACCGAUAAGGAGGAGGAACUGGAUAGCGAGCCCAAAGGCCACUCAGGACAGGGUAGCAUGGACACAGACUUGUUGCAGGAAAUCAGGGUUGAUGCAAAUGGCACAAAGGCAUCCGAAGAUGGGAUGGAGGAUGAAGAAAUUGAUAUGAAAGAGCUAACAAGGGAGGAACAGUUGAAAGCCAGAGCUAGGAAGCUCCUAGACCAAGCACGACGAGAUGCUGCCACCAAGCAGAGCAUUCGAAGGCCAGCCAAGGAGAAAGCUGAUGAGAAGGAGGAAGCCAAUGAGGAAGAGAACGAGAGACAGAAGGAGUUGAGACUGCGAGCGAGGCGGCUCAUCGCAGAGGCCAGACAAGGCAUCAACAAGCCGGAGAUUGAAGGCAUUGAAGAGAUGUCCCAAGCAGCCAAAGACCAGCAGGAAGCAGGAUCCAGAUUCAAGUUUUAUCAGUUUGGGGACAAGAUUGAGGCACCCACAAAACGAGAUGCACCGGCAUCGCCGGUUACCAACUCAGCAGACAACCAGCCAAUAAAGAGAUUAUCACGGGGCAGCGUGGCGAAGAAAACCUCUCUUCAGUCAUUCUCUGACUUGGUGCAACCACCUCCCCCAAACAAAACAAAAGAUGAGGAAAUGCCGUCAACUCCAGAAUCGGAGUCUAAGCCUGAUGAAGUGGCAGACGACAAAGAGGCGAAGGAUGAUAACGUGAAGGAAGAGGAGGUGUCAGAACGGACGGCAGAGGAGGCCACGCCCACAGAAGAGAUCACCAAAGCAACAGAAGAAGAAGAGGAGUUAAUGGACACCAACGACUACAUUCUUGGGGAGUACGCCGUCCUGGAAAGAGAACAGAAGCAGAUCGAUGAGCGAGCCUCCACUGUGGAGAAAUCACUUCGGAAAGCCAUGGAGGAUGGUACGGAUGACGAGGCCCAGCUGAUGAACGAGUGGUUUGAGUUGGUGAACAAGAAGAACGCGCUCAUCCGUCGGGAAGAACAGCUCAAUGCCAUGGAGAAGGAACAUGACUUGGAGAGGAAAUUUGAGAUGCUGAAUCGGGAGCUGAGGAAGAUGAUGGAGAUUGAAGAUUGGCAGAAGACGGAAGAGGAGAGAAAACGGGAGCAGCUACUCCUGGAAGAUCUGGUCAUCCUGGUCAACAAGCGAGACGAACUGGUCCAGCAACUGGACGCUCAGGAGAGAGAGGCUGAGGAGGAGGCAGAAUACUUGGACAACAUGCUGCAGAGAAGACGCAAACGAAAGGAGGAGAAGUGCUCCAUACAGUAGCAACACAGAACUGCAGUGUGAGAAGUCAGGGUGCCAGGUCCCUUCUUGCGGGCAAUGCAGACAAUGCUUAUAAGAUUUGAGGAUCUUUAGCAUUCAUUAAUUAUGGAAUCUUGAAGUUGAGUGAAUUUUGAAGUUCCCUGGUUAAGUUUCCCGGGGGUUGACUAGGUGCAUGUUUAAUGUUUCACCAACCCCAAAGCAACCAUAUAGGAUCGUUUAGUUAAAGCCGCACUCAGAUACAGAAUAACAAGUACAGUGCGGUACAGAGUGGGUUAAUUUGAGCAAGUCUACUGUCUCCUUCAAAUUCCCAUUGUAAUAGUGACCAAUUUGGCAACAUUUUGGAGGGCAUCGAUUGAGAAGCAGCCAAUUGGGACUUUGUUGCUGAGGAGGUGACAUGUUCUUGACAACAACCCAUGCUAUAAAGAGGUGUGGGGGGGAGAUGCUGACAUUGGAGUGAUUUCUAGGCAUUUUCGUGGUUGGCCGCUCAGGCUGCCUCCUCCUUCGUUAUUCUGGCUUUCAAUCAACGCUCGUGUCUCACGCCUGGGCGCCCACUGUUUCCGCCCGGCCGACUGCUCCACUCGCUCAACGCAUCAUUAAAAGUAUGGGGUUUUUUUUCUGGGUUUGUUUCUUUCUUUUCCUUUUUCUCUAUCCCACAUCGCAGGCACUUAGGGUUCGGCCUGGGAUUUGUUAUUCAUGCAAAUGUAAGGGCAGUAUCUUGCUGAGUGGAUCUGUUAAAAAACAGUAUCAUAACGCAGGAUUUUGGUGGUUGAUUUUUGAAUAAUGCACGCGUACUUCCUGUGUAUCAUUUGGGUGAAUUCUCCAUUGAGAAUAGACAGGCCAUUAAAGGCAAGGGAAAUAUUAUCUCUUGUCCGAGCUCAUUCACAAGGGUUUUUUCCCCUUCUUCCUCCUCUCACAACAAUGACAAAAUUCUAUAUAUAUUUCCAUGACUUGUGAUAGAUUGGGGACCGUACAAAUAGUUGUGCUUUGUUCAGAACGGUAAAAGUCAAGGCUUGGCCUGUGGAGACCGCUAGAAUUUAUUUUUUAUUCGAUGGUUAAGGGUUGCAGUGACACUGAAUUUUUAGAAGUAUGCUUUGGGCAAAUCUGUGGAUCAUACUUGGGUGUGUUGGGGGUAUUCUGUGACGUUUUGUGUGUCUUUAUGGAGCUGGGAUGUGUAGAGACUGACAUGGAUGUAAAUGAGAGAAGUGAGCGGGGUGUUGGUUGUAUUUUCUGGGUUGUAGCUCGUUAACCAGCAGCUUUGUUUAGGCUGACUGCUUUGGGUAAGGAACUUGAUCGAGAAAAGCCAUCUUUCCCUGGAUGUAAAAGGAAGAGUUAGGGAGUGGCAUUAAUAUUUGUAUAGCAAGUAGGUACGCAUUUUAGGACAACUUGUUUUGACUGAAGGGGUGGUUUGUUCAUUGGUCAUGGUUAAAGUGGGUUUACAUCAACCACAAUGUGAUCGAAGACUAUGUUCAGAGCCGUCAGGGUUGGGCGUAGUAUGAAAGCAGAGCAGAUUGGUGUGCCUCUUACUUUUCAAGUUCAUUUUUGUUCGAAGCAUUGCAAUUGGUUUAUAGUACUUUUACUAUUGGCAUAAAUGAACCGAUUUGAUGUCGUGUGCGUGGUCGGUGGAGACCUGUAGAGAGCCUUAUCAAACUAAAUGUUGCCACCUCGGCCGAGGAUCAUGAUUUGAUACUGCUUAUAGUUAGCCAGCCGUUCUUGCUCCCACGCUGCGGACUGUUUUUUCGUGCUGCACAGAGCCGGGAAUCGGCGACUGUAUCUCUCCUGAUCCGCACUCCUUUGCCUGAAUUAUAAAAGUUCUGCCUUUUUUUCCCCAGCGAAUGCCGGGGUUGCACCACUGUGACACCAAAGCAAACUUCAGUGCCUUUUAUCUAAUUAAUGCACCCGUGACACUGGCUAUAGCUAUCACAAGAGGAGGAAAAAUAAGUACGAAACAAGAUAACGUUACGUAACCUGUAUGAGCAAUGUAUAAAUAUGAUAUCGAUCAGAUAUCUUCACGUGAUUGACGGUUUGGCCAAGAUAUUUGUGUGUAUGUAUAUAUACAUGUAUAUAUAAAGUAUCGUGUAUGCAGAUUUACACGUGCAACGUGUGUAUUUACUAUUGGGAAGCUGAGAAAUGGUGAUGUGUUAUGAAUAACCGUCUUCCUGUGAAAUGAAUGGAAAGAGGACGGCCAACCUUAUAGAUUAGCCGCAACUGGACAGGAUGUAUAAAAUUGCUAUGUAUAUACAUGUACAUGCAGCAGGAGAAAAAAAGGAAAUAGGUUUUAAGCAACUCAAAGAUUUACCGCAAAUACUAAGUUAAUUUGUAAAUAUAUGUAAUAUGCAGGUCGAUUUUUUUUGUGUUGGAACAAACUUCGGUUGCUUUUGUUGAAUGGAAUGUUCAUUCCAAACGUCACAAGGUUGAUAAUGGCAAUGUGUUGAACAACUGUACAUUAACCCUGCAUUAUGCUAGGCCUAUGUAGUAUGCUAGUAAAGGGGAGUUAGCAAAUUCACACUGUGCAGCGUAAAUAUAAAGUGGUUACAUAUAGGUUUUAUUCGUUCACCAUAGAAAUAUUCUUUCGGUGCAAGACUUUUUCCCAGAAUUACCCAUCAACUUAGAGCUGUACAUAGGCCGACUAAUUUGGGAAAUGAAAUUUACUUAAUAUCAAAAAAUUAAGUGAACGAAGUUUUAUUUCAAGCUCAUCUAGGCAAAAGUAUAUUUUCUCGACCGACAUCCCCUUUUGUCUUUCUGGCUAAUGUUUAUUGAUGAGGUGGACGAAUUAUUUUGUUGAUUCGUGAAUCAAUUUGAAAUCUGACCACCAAUUACUAUUUUCAUAUGAACUUAGCAAUGUAACAAUUGCAAACUUUAGACCUUCAAAGUUACAGUAGUCAGCAUUGCCCUUUUGCUACUCGUGAAAUGUCGGUAGAUUUUGAGAUUAUGUUCCGGUACAUCGUUUAUUUGGUUCUCUUUUAAUUGAUAUUGUACUUUGUUUUGAGUGACCGGAAAUUGUUUGGUUUGUAAUGUAUUAUAAAGCGUUUAUGUGUAUAGAGUGCACUGCACGGAAAGUGUAUUGAAAAAAAAAUAAGUCAAAGGUUUGAGAAGACGCCCAGUACCGCUGCUCCGUGACGCGCGCUGCUUUAUCGUGCAAUGAAAUUAAUAAGUACCCGGGGUUAUAAUCUGCGGUCCUCUUGGAAUUCCCGAGCGAGGAACACUUUGGGAAAUAGGGGGAACUAUAGGCUUGAGCCAAAAAAAAAAAAAAAAAGACUGCUUCAUGUUGGGUGCAUAUACCCGGGAUUGGUUUUGGCGCGGUAUACGUCGGCCUGGACGGGGGGAAAUUAUAUGCCCUGGCGGGGCUAGAGCAAUCCUGCACCGGCAAUUUUUCUAAUUGUCCCCGCCAUCACUUGGCAUAAUCACGCUGCCGUGAUAGGAUCCAAGUCGCUGUCUCUCCCAUUGCUUCGUCCCCCCCCCUCCACUCGAGCCGAGUGUCAACCCUCCGUGAAAAUUGUUGUUGCAGUGUUACAGCAGAUGAAAUUGCUCGGCAUUGUUGAUUAAUCGUGUCGCUUUAAGACCCCUCACUCGGCCAGAAUCAAAUCAAAUUUCGAUUUGGGGGCGAUCCAGGGGGACCGAGUCCCGCGUGCGCACCGCUUCACCGCGGCACGCUGCGAUGAGGUACAGGUGUACCUUGUACAAGAGGAGCGGUGCUUCUCCGGAUUUUUUUUUUUUUUUUGUCGAAGCGUCGCUUCAGUAUCCGUAUUAAAGGAGCUCAUAUUUCAUGUAUAGGGGUAUAAUCUUGCCGCAGUGAGUUUAUCCCAAAGGGUGAAACUCUCUACAUGUUCAUCUUUAUUUUCCUUUUUAGCCCUUUUUUUGUGCUAGACGACACGUCCGUGUGUCGGUAUUGCCCGCCCCCUCCCCCAAAAAACACCAAGAAAGAUGUGAGGUUAUAGGUUCAUCGUGUAAAGAAUGAAUUGUACUGAUACGAAAUAAAAAGAAUGCAAGAGCAUAGUUUAAAACGAA